AUGUCAACUGCAGUUCCUCCAAAACUUCAACUGGCAGCCACACUAUCGCUUUUAGCUGGCGGAAGUUUCCAGUACAUUGUUGGAAAUGAUUAUUUGGUGGGCAUGUGCCAAAGUACAGUGUGUAAGUACGUAAAUAUAUGCAUAACAGAAUUGGAGGCUAAACUGUGUCCGGAAUUUAUUAAGUUUGAUCCUCAAAACUCAUAUGAGUGCAUGAAUACAUUCAUGACAAAAUAUAAGAUCCCUGGAGUUAUAGGUUGUGUAGACGGCACACAUUUUGGUUUACAGAGGCCAUCCAGUAAUGAGCAUAUGUUUUUUAACCGAAAAGGAUUCCACAGCCUUAACUAUAUGGUGAUAUGUGAUCAUGAGUACAAAAUUUUGGCAAUCAAUUCCAAAUACGGUGGAGCAGCCCACGAUUCCUUCGUAUGGAAACAUUCGGAUGAAAGAAGUUUCUUGGAAGAGCUUUUUAACAACAAUACAUCUAAAAAUGUUUGGCUCUUGGGCGACUCCGGGUAUCCUCUAGAACCUUGGUGUAUUACACCAUAUAGAAACCCGGCGGAAGGCUCUAUGGAAUCCAAUUUUAAUGACGUUCAUUCAAAAGCCCGUUGCAUUAUAGAAAGAACAAUUGGUAUUCUGAAAGGACGUUGGAAAAUACUCGUCAAUGACAAAAGGAGUCGUUACAGCCCAGAAAAAAUUGCCUCUUUCGGUAAUGUAUGCGCAGCGUUACACAACGUCUGUAUACAUUUUAAAGUACCUAGGUACACAAAUGUGACAGCUGCUGAACCCAUUCAACAAAAUUUUGGAUUUGAAAAUGAAACUAACCUAACAAAAAUUGGAAAUAAAAUAAGGGAUCAUAUAAAAUUAACAUUGAGGGAAAACUAA
Messenger RNA from Calliphora vicina (urban bluebottle blowfly), 879 nucleotides. Its product is annotated as putative nuclease HARBI1. The record is from RefSeq and is a predicted model, not a curated record. NCBI's taxonomy places the organism in Eukaryota, Metazoa, Arthropoda, Insecta, Diptera, Calliphoridae. The transcript is spliced from 4 exons. Bases 1 to 879 code for a protein of 292 amino acids.